Messenger RNA from Sycon ciliatum, 3516 nucleotides. RefSeq lists its product as uncharacterized. The transcript is spliced from 7 exons. The record is from RefSeq and is a predicted model, not a curated record. Lineage: Eukaryota; Metazoa; Porifera; Calcarea; Leucosolenida; Sycettidae. The coding region runs from base 76 to 2835 and encodes 919 amino acids.
AGAGAGAGAGAGAGAGAGAGAGAGCAUGUUAAACAAAUAUGUGUGAUUUGUGCCUCUGUUUUUUUCUGACUCUCUAUGAAGGAGGCCAAGCAGCUGCAAGCAGGAGAUACUGCUGUUCUGCCAAGUAUCAGUGAACUCGAAGCAGCAGAGCAGGAGGCAGCCCGGUUGGGCGGUACGACCGUCAUCCAUUUCCUGCACGUGGUAAUACUUGGUGCGGCACGCGUUGGAAAGACCAGCUUGCUGAAGGCGUUGCUUGAGAAGAUGCACAAUGAGAAUGAACUCAGCACACCCGGCAUGCGCACGUCCUACGCAACUACAAACAUCUCUGAUGACUGUCGAUUCAUCGAAUGCCCAGACAUGCCAGAUGCUCUGAGUCGACUCUACGUCAUCACCAUGAUGUGCAAACCAUCCACUUCGAAUCAUCCCCAAGACAAAGAGACAACACAAGAUGACAGAGAGAGAGCCCCAGCAGGAGAGGAUCCUGUGGCUGGGACCCAUGCAGGACCUAUGGAGGACAGCAGUAGCAGCAGCAGCAGAAGCAGCAGCAACGGGCCAGCAAUGCGCGAGGAAAUCCACGAGACCAUCACAGGAUUUCUCAACGCAGACCGGGUAAAGUACAUCUCUGACCGGGCCAACACGCCCAACUAUACCGUCAUCACAUUCCGCGACCUUGGAGGGCAAGAAGUCUACCAAUCCGUACAGCCCCUCUUCAUGGCCAAAAACACAGCCUUCAUUGCCACAUACAACUCUUCUCUGGAUCUUCUAGAGACCCUUCCCAAGUUCGAUGAAUUUCAGGUCAGCCGGGAAGAAUGUAUCGAGCGGGCCACUCUACCGGCCAAUGCGACUCGCCUAGACCAGCUGCUCGGCUGGCUCGACAUGCUGCUGCUGAAUGCGAAAGCUGACAGCAGCACAGACCAGAGUGCUGCAGAUGAUGUGUUUGUAGUGGGGUGUCAGAGUGACAGGUGGAACAAAACCGAUUUGCCUGAUCCUUGUAAGCUACUUCAAGAGAAGAUAAAAGGUACGCGGUACCAGAACCUUGUCUGGAACGACACUUCGCACUUCAAAAUCGACAACACCAGAUCCACUGGAAGUGCAGGACAAGCAGAUGAGCUGCAGCGAUUGAGAGAGGCCAUCAUCGACCGCUGCCAGAAGAGCCAACGUAACAUCCCUGUUCCAUGGCUCCGAUUCUGCAUAUCCAUACACACGCUCAAGCAGGAGGUCACUUGGCCUUGGAUUUCCUUCAAGGAGGCAAAGUUCAUAGCGAAGCAAGUCAAGGCUGUUCCACAUGACUGCAGUGACCGGCAAAUACAGCUGCUGCUGAAGUACUGCCACGAAGCAGGCCACCUGGCGUACUUCCCAACUUUCAAGCUGAAAGACACGGUCAUCCUGGAGCCCCAGUUCAUCCUGGACUGUGUCAAUGCCUUUGUCUACAUGAAGCCUGACCGAGACAUCACAGUGCACGAAGCGCGGUGCUAUCGUUCUGGGUUCAUGACGGAGUCCCUGGCACGCAAAGCUCUCAACAAGAUGUUCGAGGGUCAGUCUUACUGCGACCAUGCUAAGGCGUGGCAAGCAGUCAGAGCAAGCAGUGAUGGGUUCAGGCUCAUUUUUGAAAUCCUAGAAUGGCUCUCAGUCCUGGUAAUUGUGCAGGAUGAGAGGUCUGCUGAGCACGAGUUUAUUGUACCUGCAGUCGUCCUGGAGAUGGGCACGGACCCGCAAACGCCUUGUUCCUGUGCCUAUGUGUCCAUGAAGCACACAAACCGAGAUGAGUUGAUGCACUUUCCCGUGUUCCUGUAUUGGCAAUGCGUGGUGGAGGUGCUGCUUAAGUCACACAAGCGCUCGGCUGCCACACUGUCACGGUGCAGCGUUCGCCUUCGCUGGAACAGAGAUUGGCCGUGGCUGCACCUGCACUAUACACGCUACGGCUUACAAGUGUACGUCGAGUGCAAGGGCCGACACGGCGGUAGCGGAAAGUCUACGCUGGAUGAAGUCCGGGCAAUCGUGCUCACAGUGGUACGGAAGUGGGGCCUGCAGGUCGAAGUGAUCAGCACAUUGCCAUGCCCCUGCGGAGAGACAUCGGGCGAGGAGUGUUUACAGCAUGGCUUAUCUACGUGCCGCGCGCCAAGCUGUGCGCACGCCUUGGACGCUUCCACCCUAGUGGCUGAAGACUACCCACUGUGUACACGUUCAAAUCCGGAUAUACAGAUGAUCCGUGAGCAGGCCAUGUUCUGGCUGGGCCUUGACCAGGAUGCAUGUGGAAAGCUGUUUGACCCGAGAUCGGCCUCUCUUCCUUCAGCAGAAGCCUGUGCCAGUGUGGGCAGUAGAAGUGGUGGUCAAGGUGCUGGUGGAAGCGGUCAUCACAGCGCUGGUGGAAGCGGUGUUCACGACGCUGAAUUCAUGUCACUUGGUGCCAUUGGUGGAAAGACACUUGAUCAGAUUGCCAACCGGCAUGCGUUUGUUAGCUCGAUUGAACCGUUCAUCGGUGGAGAGGAGAAAGGCGACGAGAGAGGUGAGGAUGAGAAGUCGUACGGCGACCCAUUCCAACAGCGUGCGUUUCUAACCGAUAUUUCGCCUUGGUUGGGCAAAUUACCAGCGGGAACAUUUCGUAAGAUGGCGCAAGAGGCCGGGUUCUUCGCCGAUCUGGAGCAGAUAGAAGACUUGAAGAGGAUUGAGGAACGGCGUGGACCACGCACUCACAACGAGGAGUUGGUCAACAUUGUACGCAGCGAGGAACAGGCCGGCUACAUCAAGCUGGUGAAGGUCAUCAAACGCUGGGGUCAAUAUCCCGACAAGGUCGACAAGAUGAACCAGCUUCUGCCACGGCAGGAUCAUGUGUAAACGAUUGACGUUUCAAACAAUUCACGCAGCAAGUGCUGGUACUGUUCUCUCUCUCUUUCUCUCUCUCUCUCCCUCUCUCUCCCUCUCCCUCUCUCUCCCUCUCUCUCUCUCUCUCUCUCUCUCUCUCUCUCUCUCUCUCUCUCUCUCUCUCUCUCUCUCUCUCUCUCUCUCUCUCUCCGUUGUGUGUUAUCUAUCUUACUGACUGGCUAUGCUAUCCGUCAAAUCCAUUCCUCCAUUCUUCCUUGGUCAUAUCUGCCAAUUUUUAGCAACAUUAUGUUUUCUUGAUCGCCACCCCACUAAAUAUACGUAAAUGAAAUAGUCUAGUAUGUUAGACAGUAGAGACAGCUAAUUGUAGAGGACCACACCAGGUUACUACGCUCGUUGCAGAAUUACUACUUAUAGUCAUGCAGAUACAUGAAAUUUUUCUUUUGAAUUUGAUGAAUACAUAUAUUGGAAUAUUUUCACUAGGCCGGAGUCCUCAACCUCAUUUGGCCGAGGAGGUUUGAAUAUUUUAGAGAUAUAUUUCAAGUUAGUCUUUAUUUCUACAUUCCAGUCACUUAUAGAUAUACAAACUCAUUCCAGCAGCUGAUGUAAUACUCUAGGUUACUCUACCCUGUAUGAGCCCAUGAUGAGAAGGGAACGAAAACGUUUGGUUCAGAAAAUCUUCCAUUUAUUCUUCUA